AUGUCGCUCCCUUCGAGAUCACUCCCUGGCUCAAUGCGCCAACCCUCGAUUGCGGGAAGCUCAGGGCCAGGACAAUCCCCCGCUCUUGUUGCGCGCGUCAACGAGAAAAAGGCCGAACUUGAGCAUCUCAAAGAACUCCGCGACCUGAGCGCCGCCGUGGCCACGCAGAUGGAGGCUCUGGAAAAAAAGUUGGGCACGCUUUCGGAUGGAACAGAGGCUAUCGCUGUCGUGAUGGGAAACUGGCACAACGUAUUGCGCGCUAUCAAUAUGGCAUCUGCAAAACUCCCCAAGCCAUCAUCUAAUGACGACCAAGAUCACACUGAGAUCAGGGCUGAUAGUCCACCUGUGCCUCUGCCUCAAACGCUCGUCAGAAUACCCACAGAGCAUGCGCCAGCUCUGCAUGCGCAAACUGAGGAAGCUGGAGAAACCGAUGAGUGA
Molecule: messenger RNA, 438 nt
Organism: Pyricularia oryzae 70-15
Lineage: Eukaryota; Fungi; Ascomycota; Sordariomycetes; Magnaporthales; Pyriculariaceae
Exons: 2
Coding region: 1-438 (145 amino acids)
Biological process (GO): mitotic cell cycle; attachment of spindle microtubules to kinetochore
Cellular component (GO): mitotic spindle pole body; mitotic spindle; DASH complex
Source: RefSeq, a predicted model, not a curated record